Molecule: messenger RNA, 2016 nt
Organism: Prunus avium (sweet cherry)
Lineage: Eukaryota; Viridiplantae; Streptophyta; Magnoliopsida; Rosales; Rosaceae
Product: scarecrow-like protein 21
Source: RefSeq, a predicted model, not a curated record
UAGGAGACAAUGUUGUAAAACCAACAAACUUUGGAUCUUCAUAUCAUAUGAACUCAGAAGAAGCAAAGGAGAAGACGAAAGCUGAAGGCUGCAAUAAUCAUAUACCAUUCAUAUGUCAAAAACCCAACUGGGUUUUCACCAAAUUCCUUAACAUAUACUCUCUUUAAUACACCCCCAAAUCCAAGCACAGUUUUCUUUGAAUUCUCUGAGAUGAUUAUGAUGCAUCUGCAUGAUUUGAAGUAGCCAAGUCAAACGAAUUGGCUGAAAAUGCAGGAAUCACAGAAACAUAUAAUCCCAAAUGUUUCUCACGGAUGUGGAGAACAGCCUGUGGAAGAACCAGAGUCCUACUCUUGGCCUCCUAUCUACAGUGUUGACCACCAAGCAUCCUCUGAUGAGGUUAUACAACGAACACAGCUUUCAGUUCAAAACUUGGCACCGUACUGCACCCAUGAAUCUUCGUCAGGAACCAGUACUUACCACCCUGUUCACAGUUCUCCAUCUAGUAUAGGUUUCUCAGCAAAUGGAAGUCCAACAUCACAUCCAGAUUUGCAGAACUACCAGUCUUGUGGCUCUCCUGUCAACCAGUCUUGCUUAUCAAAUGAUACAGAUGACCUGGGGCACAAAAUGAGGGAACUGGAAAGUGUUUUGCUGGGAAAUGAUUUAGAUGCCUUUGAUAUGUAUGCCAUCACAGAUGAGCUUGGGCCUAACCAGCUUUCUUCAGAAGCAGAGAACUGGGAACAAAUGAUGGAGAUGAUCUCCAGAGGUGACUUGAAAGAGGUCCUUUUCGCUUGUGCGAAGGCAGUGGCAAAUAGUGAUAAGUCAACAACUGAAUGGUUGAUGUUAAACUUACGUAAGAUGGUGUCAGUUUCAGGUGAGCCAAUCCAACGAUUAGGAGCUUACAUUCUGGAAGGUCUUGUUGCAAGGUUGGCUUCUUCAGGAAGUUCUAUCUGUGCAGCCCUAAGAUGCAAAGAGCCUGCCAGUGCGGAACUCCUCUCAUACAUGCACAUGCUUUAUGAAAUCUGCCCAUACUUCAAGUUUGGGUAUAUGUCAGCCAAUGGAGCGAUUGCAGAAGCUAUGAAGGAUGAAAGUAGAGUUCAUAUAAUUGAUUUUCAGGUAGCUCAAGGCAGCCAGUGGAUUACUUUAAUCCAGGCUUUAGCUACUCGGCCUGGAGGACCCCCACAGAUUAGGAUCACGGGCAUUGAUGAUUCCACAUCAGCUUAUGCACGGGGAGGGGGACUUGGUCUUGUGGGACAGAGGUUGUCAAGGCUUGCAGAGUCAUGUAAGGUACCCUUUGAGUUCCAUGCUGCUGGAAUUUCUGCUUCUGAGGUUCAGCUUGAGGACAUUGAGGUUCGACCAGGAGAGGCAAUUGCAGUGAAUUUUGCCUUCAUGCUGCACCACAUGCCAGAUGAGAGUGUGAGUUGUCAAAAUCAUAGGGACCGGCUGUUGAGGCUGGUUAAGAGCUUGUCUCCCAAGGUGGUGACUCUUGUUGAGCAAGAAUCGAACACCAAUACAGCCCCUUUCCUUCCCCGUUUUGCUGAAACAUUGAGCUAUUUCAGGGCUGUCUUUGAUUCAAUUGAUGUGGCUCUGCCAAGGGAGCAUAAGGAGCGGAUCAAUAUUGAGCAGCAUUGUCUGGCACGAGAAAUUGUUAACAUUAUAGCUUGUGAAGGGAUGGAAAGGGUAGAACGUUACGAGCUUCUCAGUAAGUGGAAGUCGAGAUUUAUUAUGGCUGGCUUUUCACCUUAUCCGCUUAGCUCCUUAGUAAACGGCACUAUCAAGACUCUACUGCAGAGUUAUUCUGAAAAGUAUACGCUUGAAGAGAGAGAUGGAGCUUUAUAUCUUGGUUGGAUGAAUCAAGUACUGGUUGCCUCUUGCGCAUGGAGGUAAAAACACACAUGACUAUAUGCGUAUCAUGGUCCUUUGGAACCCCGAGAUAGAACUCUUCCUAAAUUAGCUUUACAAUGUUGUAAGAUUAUGCUUCCUCAGUAAUAAACUUUUCACUAAACAUCUUUAGACCUC